Hyalella azteca is the source of this 3030-nucleotide messenger RNA. RefSeq lists its product as uncharacterized. The record is from RefSeq and is a predicted model, not a curated record. Lineage: Eukaryota; Metazoa; Arthropoda; Malacostraca; Amphipoda; Hyalellidae. The transcript is spliced from 3 exons. Bases 380 to 1801 code for a protein of 473 amino acids.
UUAUCGCAGUCAGCGUCAUGCAGCGAUUGCAGUUUCGCUUGCAGACGAACUGCUCAGUUCAAGACGAUCUGUACAGUUAACUGUGUUGAAAAAAACUAAUCUAACCUGGCAUUUGUGUGCUUUAAUACCUUCAUAAAAGUUUCAACUGAUCCCACCGAUUUGAGUUACAAUUCCUAUGUAAAGUCUGGUUAGCAAUUCGAACCUUGGAAGAGGAAUUUUUUUCUUUAAAAGUUGCGGUUUCAUUGAAAGUGCAGGGCGGUAAAGAAUAUUAGCGUCCGUAGUGAAGGUGAUUAAAUAUCAUCUUAGAAGGUCCAUGAAAACAUUCAUUUUUGUUAAACUUUUUGUUAAUCAUUGAACUCGUAGAUAUAAAAUCAUAAGGAUGCCUACAAAUUAUUUUAUGGUAAUCCAAUUGCUUACCUUGUGUACAAUAUUUACGUGUAAGGCAAGCACGCAAAUGAGAAAGCAAAACGGAAAGCAUGGGAGGCUCCAGCAAAACAUUACUCUUCACUCGUCUAUGAUAGACAUAACUGGAACAACUUCAGUGACGUCGUCAUUGGAAUGGCUACAAGGAGAUUCUAUGAUCAAUCAACGCGCAGGGAGUUUGGAUCAACAUGAAAGCUUAAUUACAUUGUCCGUUCCAAUAGAAGAAUCGAGUCGAUAUUCCUUUCAGACUUACAGCAAUAAGAGUAUGCUAAGCAAUGUGUCAUUUACAGUAGAUUUUUUAGGGUUAGAUUUUCCAAUUCCAAGUAAAACGCGUCUCUAUGGAAAUUACUCAACCGCAUUGACUGCAGGAUUCGAUGAUAAUGAAAAUCGAUUCAAGCGCUCAGGCGAUCCUUGCUCUCCUCCCUCUAAGAACUACUUGCCGUUGAAGAAGUGGAUGCCUGUUCCAUACGACAAUAUAAAGUUGUACGUCCGAGCUCAUGACCCCUCAACAUUUCAAAUUAAUAUUGUACCCAGUUUUCUGUGCUUGGGUCAAACCGUAGAGAAAACAUUCAUUCUGAAACAUCCGGAUAUUUUCCUUAAACAAAGUAUAUGGGCUGUUAUCCUAAUUCAUCUUCAUUCAGUUCGAUGCGGGGCUAUAAAUGUCUGGCAAAUAGAUGAACAAUUUGAAAAUGUUACUACAUCAUUACGUUUUGAACUUGACCCACGUUGCCAGUUCUCUGUCGUAUAUUUCUAUGCCUCAAAUGUGGACUGGUUCCUUGAGCCUAGAGAAUCCUGCAGCUCCCCAGUGACUGUGACAUCAACCACACGCAUCACUUCUACGAGCACCAAAGUUUCCACUGUUACAUCAACUAAAACAGAAACUGUACCGCUAACGUCAACAGAAACUGCAACACUAACGCACACCACAGCGGUAGCACCAGCUUCUACAGGUCCCAACAUGACGGAAGGCACCGACGUGACUCGAACGGACACGCAGGCCUCAUCAUCGCAUUCCCUGCAGUUCUUGUGGCUGCUGCUGCUGGUACCGCUCGUCGCCAUCGUCGUUCUUGCUGUGCUCGCGAGGAAGAAGAAACCUGAAGCCACCGUCCCUCCCACGCUGGCCAUAACCCACCGUACGAGCGUCAACUCCUUGUACGGGAUACUCCCUGACGGCAGACGUGAGAGCAUCAACAGCCUGUACGUCCGAGACAUUCAGUGCCCUAGCACCGCCAUUGGGCAAGAACAAGCUGCCGAGGAGGCGCCCAAAACACGGAACGCGAAAGAGGUUCCCGGAUCUUGGGUCCGUCCGGCAGAUGGAGCGGCUUAUUAUAACGCUGAGUUAGAGAAGACAAGUAACAGCAUUUAUGAAAAUUCAUGAUCCUGAACAUUUAUUUUUUUCUGUAAGAUUUGACAUAUUUUCGCUACUAGGAAGAACAUCCAAAUUAAUCUGAAUAUUCUUCCAUUUCCGGAUUUAUUUCAUAUUAAUUCCGCUGCUCAUUAUAAUACAUGAGCAAUUUUUACCAUUACUGAAUAGAACAUUAAGUUAAUUGGAGUAAAUUACCAUUAAUUUGAAAAGAAUUUUUCUCAUAAUAUUUACGUUACAUUACUAAACUGACGUUCAACGGUUGUAUGUUUUCGAUCAAUUAUUGUUUAUAAUUAUUAAUGUUGUAUGUUAAUUUGUAGAGAUAGAACCCACAACGGUAAACAUUGCCUGUGUCUUAUUUUAUAUGUUUUCACCACAGGUUUCUGAUGUUUUAACCUUAAAUAAUAUAUAACUUUGAGUGGAAUUUCUUGGAAAUGAGUGAGUAGUAUUCAUAUUCUUGUAAUAUCUCUAGCUGCGGAAUUUUGCUAAUUUUGCAGGGUUUUUGACAUUGUUUGCACCUUAUCCUUCCUAAUGCGUCAGGAUUUUAUGUAACUAUUUUGUGCCGGACCCGCAGACCGGUACAAACUGACAGAGUGCGUACCUAUUAUCUUUCAGACAGUCUAAAUUAUCCCAUAUAUACUAGUGUAUAAUAGUAUACUCAAGUCACUGCAGCAUAUUAGAGUUUAAAAAAUUUCUUAGUUAUAGCAUGGAAAUUUUUCUUUCGUGCUUACGAGAUGCGGUCAAUUCCUUUACAAGUAAAAGAAACUUGGCAAUGAGGAGUUUAUGUGAAGGUUGUUGUAUUGCGCUCAGUUGGUUUAGUCCCUAAAAAUGUUCAUGAAUUGCUUCCAAUAAACUAAUAAUAACAAUAAGCUUACUGUUCCUUCGCGCAACAAUCAGUACAUCCAGGACACAUUACAUAGAUAAGUUAAACAGCGGCGAAAGAAAUCUUGCCGUUUUAUAUAACUAAUAAGUAAUAACCGUUUUUUGGCAUUCAAGAGAAAUUUCAAUAGUUCUUACUUCCAGUAUCAAGUUAGUUAAACAAAUUAAGUGAAUGCUUGACAUCAUACAUUUUAGUUCAUCUCUUCAUGAUUGAUGUGAUGAUACAUGAUUCAUGGCCAAUAAAGAUUGAAAAAACAUAUUUUUAAAAGUUUUAUACUGCUGCGACUAUUUAUUUCGUGUCUUGCAUGGCUCAAGUUUGGUUGUGAACAGGAUUAAUGUGUUUAAAAAUCUCAAAAUUUAUCUAG